Messenger RNA from Fusarium graminearum PH-1, 2565 nucleotides. RefSeq lists its product as uncharacterized. The transcript is spliced from 6 exons. Lineage: Eukaryota; Fungi; Ascomycota; Sordariomycetes; Hypocreales; Nectriaceae. Gene Ontology annotation, molecular function: protein binding. The record is from RefSeq and is a predicted model, not a curated record. The coding region runs from base 1 to 2565 and encodes 854 amino acids.
AUGGCUCGCCUGUAUGCUAAGCUGUUUUCCUUUCUUGCAUACUGCAUCAGGUUGCUGGAUCGCAACAGCGCUGUCAGAAUGUUGAAGACAUUUUGUAAUCCAACCGAAGUUGCAGCAAAACUGAAGGAAAUAGGAAACUUGGAGACUCAAGUCACGACAGAGGCCAAUGUUUGUCAAGGCACCAUCGCAGAAUCCGCCUUCCAAAACAUGGACGAAAAUUCUCGGGAUACCCGACAAAAGCUCAGAGACAUGUCGUCAAGUUUUGACGGCCAGAUGGAACAGCUUUGGAAGCAUCUUAAUGAAGAUGAGAGGUGCAAGAUUCUGCAGUGGGUGUCGGAUAUCCCGUACGAAAGUGACCAUUACAUCGCUCGCAAAGGGAGAGUCGAAGGAACUGGAGAGUGGCUCAUGGGUCAUGAGGUUUAUCAAACAUGGCAAAGACCGGAUACGUCAAAUCUUAUGUGGUUAAAUGGAAUACCGGGAGCUGGCAAGACAAAACUUUCAUCCAGGGUUGUCGACGAUCUUCUGGCAAGAUUGCCAAAGGAGGCCGAGGAGAACACUGGUUUCGCAUACUUCUAUUGCGAUCGCAAUCGACCCGACCAUAGUGAACCUGUGGCGAUCAUGCGAAGUAUUAUACGACAGCUGUGUGCACCCCGUGACAAUCGCAGCAUCGAGUCCUGUGUCGAGCAUCAAUACUUAAGAAGGAAGGUGAAAGGCUUCUCCAGUGACAGGCUUGUCGCGGAAGAGUGCAAACAGUUACUUAUGCAACUUGUUGCUGGAUAUAAGAGUGUUUACAUCGUGGUAGACGGUUUAGACGAAUGCGACCGUGGAACAAGACAUAUGCUCAUGGAUCUAUUGGAUGAAUUUAUCAUCAAGUUUCAACGAACUGUCAAAGUCUAUAUCGCCAGUCGUACUGAUCAGGAUCUGAGAAAACGAUACAACGAUGGAACCCAUCUUGAGGUAACCGCCAAUGACAAUCAAGCAGAUAUCGAGAAGUUCGUGUUGAGCAAAAUGGAUCAGAGCGAAUUCUGCCGGACCAAGUUAUCUCGAAAGCUUCGCGAUAAAAUCCUAAGCACAUUUCAAGAGAAAAGCCAGGGCAUGUUCCAGUGGGCGACACUUCACAUCGGCGAGUUGAUACAGCUGGAAAGAAACGCGGACAUUGCCAAGUAUCUAGAUGGAUUACCCAAGGGACUUGAAGCUGCUUAUGACAAGAUCUAUGGUCAGAUUUCGGACCUGACUGGCAGCAAAAAAAGUAUUGCAUUUGCUGCUUUCCAGAUUGUCAUGGUAUCCCAGCGACCCCUGCAUCCAUUCGAGCUUGCCAUUGCCGCUGCUCAACAUUCGGAUCGUAACUUCAUCCUGGAUCAAGAUGUUGAUAUCGAAUACGUUCUCGAAGCCUGUCAGAAUUUACUUGUCGUUGCAGAUGGAUCUCAAGAACGAGAUGUCACCGCAGUGCCAACAGCGGAUCCAGACCUCCAAGGCUACCUGAAACAAGAGGUCAAAGCGACUCACACGUCUGGCUCAAUGGCUAACACAGACGUCCUGGAUGACCCCAAUCGUAUCUACGCUACUGGAAAAAGCGCCCUUCGACCAUAUACAACGCCGGUACUCGGAUGUGUCAUGCUUGGCAUUCAUGAAGUACUCGAUGAAUGGUUGAGCAAGAGUGAGGUAGAUCCCAAUGGUCGAAAUAUCCAAGGCGACAGUUUGCUCGAUCUAGCAGUUCGCAGCUUCAAUACGGACGUUUCUCAUGAAGCGGUCAAGACCGGGAACGCUGAUAUAGUCAAGGCCAUUAUCGAUGGCGCAAAAUCCGCUUCUUAUCAUGGUCAGCCACUACGACUUGAAAAAGCCUUGAACGAAGCAGCACAAGCAUGCAGGCCGGAUCUGGCAGCAAUUCUCUUGUCCUACGGUGACAACCAGGACGGACAACGCCAAGUCAUGAUUCAUAACGCUCUCAAUCAUGUACCAGCAAACGACUCUGGAAUUGGCAUCAUGAAAGUUCUCAUGGGUCUUUUGAAGGAUCGGAACCAUAAAUUACUCCAUUCAGCUGUGAAGGAUGGUAAUUGGACUUUUGUCGAGGCACUUACCGAAAUGGGAGUGGACGUCACCAUGAAGACAAAGAUAUUCGGUUCCGAAACCACGGAUCAUGAACAAGACGGAGACCAAGACGAAAAUGCAAAUGACACAUCGCGUGUUGAAGCUAUUCGCUACUUGCUCCAGCAUGGUGCCCACACUGAUACCAUCGACAAAAAUGGGAUGACUUUGCUCGGUAUCGCCUGUGCGCAUGCAUUCGUUACACCCGAGGUCAUCGAGAUGUUACUCGAGCACGGUGCCAAUGUCAACGCAACGCAAGGUCAUGGUGAAGUUUCAAUGAGUCCUUUGGACAUUCUGUACUUGCAUUACAAACCGUCAGCAACAGAAAUACUACCAUCAGAAGACGACAACCUGGCAGCCGGCAGACUUUAUCAAAGGGAGCCGGUCAAGAAUAUUACUGGGUCCGCAAAAAGAAGAAGACAGAAGAGGAAUCAGCAGAGACGGAGGAAGUGGAGAGUCUUGUCCCAAGUAUAUCCUUAA